AUGGAGGAUUAUCUUGCAUCACCGUACUGGUAUCUCAACGAUCCGCCCAUUGAUAUUGCAAUACGUGCCAUGGCUACCACAGACUUCUGGGCUGCCCUCACACUCAUUGUUCCAGUUGCUGUCUUUCCCAGGUUGAUUGUUAUUUCUUAA
This is a messenger RNA of Gongylonema pulchrum, 150 nucleotides long. Lineage: Eukaryota; Metazoa; Nematoda; Chromadorea; Rhabditida; Gongylonematidae. The record is from the annotation of a GenBank genome assembly.